CCUGUCGCCGAUUGUCCCGCGCGGGAGGACGAAGGGGGCUGCCGGCCUGUGGCCGCUCUCGCGUGGGGCGUCCCGCGCGGGGAUGUCCGCGAGGUCGGCCUAAGUCAGGGAUGCGAGCUUCGAGGAGGAGCGGGUGCGAGCUGUGGCCCCGCAAGGGCCCACGGAGGGGUGACUUUGGGGCCGAAACCCGAGUGACUUCCAGGGGUGAGGUUUGCAGGUUCUGGGGAAGCAGAGCCUGCCAGGAAGAGGGCACAGCAGAUGCGAAGGGCAGGGGACUUGCCGGAGGUGAACCGGCAGAGCCCCUGAGCCCGGGAAGAACUUUGGGGUUCAUUCGGAGCCUUGUGGGGCCUCGGAAGUUGAUCACGGGGCGAUGCAAUUUAAGUGUUUUGAAGGAGUCCUUCUGGCUGCUUCCUAGAAAGUAGGGGCGCGGGUAGGCACGGGACGAGAGGAAGCCGGGAAGCCAGUUGGGGAUCUUGUAACAACCUAGGAGAGAGAUGUGGUGUGCGCCCAGAAACGGAUGCGUUGGUAGGAAGCUGGUGCACUGGGGCAGGUGAAAGGGAAUCAAGGGUUCUCCCAGACUGCUGGCCCAGCUGCAGGAAACGGGAUGGCCACCGCUGAGAAGCGCGGAGACCCGGAGCACGUGGUGUCCAUACUAGUUAAGUCCGAGAAGAGCAGGAGGCAGGGGAAAGUUUAUAUGGACUAUAAUGCAACGACUCCCCUGGAGCCAGAAGUUAUCCAGGCCAUGACCGAGGCCAUGUGGGAAGCCUGGGGAAAUCCCAGCAGCCCGUAUUCAGCAGGAAGAAAGGCCAAGGAUAUUAUAAAUGCAGCUCGGGAAAGCCUCGCGAAGAUGAUAGGGGGGAAACCUCAAGAUAUAAUCUUCACUUCCGGGGGCACUGAGUCAAAUAAUUUAGUAAUCCAUUCUGUGGUGAAACAUUUCCACGCAAACCAGACCUCAAAGGGACCCACGGGUGGGCACCACAGCCCAGUGAAGGGGGCCGAGCCCCAUUUCAUUACUUCCUCGGUGGAGCACGACUCCGUCCGGCUGCCCCUGGAGCACCUGGUGGAAGAACAGGUGGCAGCGGUCACCUUUGUCCCGGUGUCCAAGGUGAGUGGGCAGGCAGAGGUGGACGACAUCCUCGCAGCAGUCCGCCCGACCACACGCCUCGUGACCAUCAUGCUGGCCAACAAUGAGACUGGCAUUGUCAUGCCUGUCCCUGAAAUCAGUCAGCGCAUUAAAGCCCUGAACCAGGAACGGGUGGCAGCUGGGCUGCCUCCCAUCCUCUUGCACACGGAUGCUGCACAGGCCUUGGGGAAGCAGCGCGUGGAUGUGGAGGACCUGGGCGUGGACUUCCUUACAAUCGUGGGGCACAAGUUUUAUGGUCCCAGGAUUGGCGCACUUUAUGUACGAGGACUUGGUGAAUUUACCCCUCUCUACCCUAUGCUAUUUGGAGGUGGACAAGAACGGAAUUUCAGGCCAGGGACAGAGAACACCCCAAUGAUUGCCGGCCUUGGGAAGGCCGCGGAGCUGGUGACCCAGAACUGCGAGGCUUAUGAGGCCCACAUGAGGGACGUCCGCGACUACCUGGAAGAGAGGCUGGAAGCUGAAUUCGGUCAGAAGAGAAUCCAUCUGAAUAGCCAGUUUCCAGGCACCCAGCGGCUUCCCAACACCUGCAACUUUUCCAUCCGGGGACCCCGGCUUCAAGGCCACGUGGUGCUUGCGCAGUGCCGAGUGCUGAUGGCCAGUGUGGGGGCCGCGUGCCACUCGGACCACGGGGACCAGCCGUCCCCAGUGCUGCUGAGCUACGGUAUCCCCUUCGACGUGGCCAGGAACGCGCUCCGGCUCAGUGUGGGCCGCAGCACCACCAGGGCUGAGGUGGACCUCGUCGUGCAGGACCUGAAGCAGGCCGUGGCGCAGGUGGAGGACCAGGCCGUGGCGCAGCUGGAGGACCAGGCCGUGGCGCAGCUGGAGGACCAGGCCGUGGCGCAGCUGGAGGACCAGGCCUAGCGUUGGGGCCGCCUUCCCCACCCCGCUUCUAGGAAGCCCGUGGCAGGGCACAGGGUUGUCCCUCCAGUUCCCUCCUGAGGGCUGUGCCAGGAUGACUGUCUCAUGCCCCCUCUGCAUUUUGUCCUGGAGUGCCUGCGAGUCUGCACCCCCAGUUUCCUUCCCUGGACCCCUGCAGAGCUCACAGGGCCCAGGACACCAACGCCACAUAGGAACGCCCACAUAGAACCGUCCUCCAGUGGUGAAGCGGAAACACUUCAGCUUUAUCCACCCUCCCCACUGGGAACUGGGCAAGCCUGUUGUGAGUGCCCUUUCCUGGAAGGUGUUUUUAUCUGGAAGAUAGAAUCCAAGUAUUUAUAACUCAUUGUCAGCCAAAUGCUAUCAUGAACAUAGGAAACUUGAUUUUUUUGUUUUGAUCAUGGCCUCGUACAUGCACCUUUCCAGAGUGGUCUCUUCUCAGCCCAUUUUAGUCCGUUUCCAAAGCUGCCCCCACCACCCUGCUCCUCUGGCCUCAGUGCACAGUGGCCCCCAGCCUCAGCCAGGCCUGCUCUGCUCAGCGCCCACCGCCCACCUCCCCUCCUGCUUCCCCGAGCCUGACCCUGUUCCGCCCACUGGCAAUCAGGGCUGCGUGCUUCCCCGUCCACGGUCCCCAGGCCUUCCUGUCUUGUCCCUUUUGAUCAUUAACUCAGGGUUUCAGCUCCAACCUCACUGAGUUGGUGCAGCUCCGGGUCAUUCCUGGGGUGGGAAUCGGAUCAUCCCUGACUCAGCUUUUACCUUAAUUUUAUUUGCAGAGGAUUCUGUUCUCAAAGUGCUCUGGCAUUUGGACACACAUCACAUGUCGAUAUUUGCAUAGGAGUUAUUUUCAGUGGAAUAACAUUUUUAAUGUGUGGUUUUACGGUUCAAGGAACUACAUGAUGAUUUUGAGGAAACGCUUGCCAGAAACUAAAUUAACAAAUAAAAGAUUUCAGUGCCCAA
Gorilla gorilla gorilla (western lowland gorilla) is the source of this 2977-nucleotide messenger RNA. RefSeq names its product selenocysteine lyase (gene SCLY). The coding region runs from base 605 to 2005 and encodes 466 amino acids. The transcript is spliced from 12 exons. The record is from RefSeq and is a predicted model, not a curated record. Lineage: Eukaryota; Metazoa; Chordata; Mammalia; Primates; Hominidae.